Talaromyces amestolkiae is the source of this 408-nucleotide messenger RNA. RefSeq lists its product as uncharacterized. NCBI's taxonomy places the organism in Eukaryota, Fungi, Ascomycota, Eurotiomycetes, Eurotiales, Trichocomaceae. The coding region runs from base 1 to 408 and encodes 135 amino acids. The transcript is spliced from 2 exons. The record is from RefSeq and is a predicted model, not a curated record.
AUGGCGGCCGAGGGCCAGGAAGACAUGCUCGACUUCAACACGCAAAAGAUGGACGAGCAGAUGGGCGACUUGCUCGAAACCCCGGAAUGGAAUAGCUCCUUCGAAAACCACCCCCUCAUGCAACCCCCCGACACCCAUCCCACCCUCUUCUUCCUCUUCGACUUCAUCCGCAACACACGCAAAGAGCUACGCGCAAUCGACGUCCAAAAGCUCCGAGAAGGUGACGCCGAAGCCAAGAAACAAAUCAUCGACGUUAUCGGUCGCAACGGGUUUGCCUCUGCGCUGAUCAAUGAUACGUCGGGGAGAUUGGCGAUUAUGACGGGUGGUGAUCCGGGGAAUCCAGUGGAUUUUGGGCCAGACAUCAAGGAGAAGAUUAAGGUGUUGGCGGCGGAGAAGAGACCCUUCUAG